Cutaneotrichosporon oleaginosum is the source of this 870-nucleotide messenger RNA. RefSeq lists its product as uncharacterized. NCBI's taxonomy places the organism in Eukaryota, Fungi, Basidiomycota, Tremellomycetes, Trichosporonales, Trichosporonaceae. The record is from RefSeq and is a predicted model, not a curated record.
CACAUUCAUUCCAUCUCGCCUUAUCGCAUACACCUUGUCAGCAGCUUGUCAGGCUGGCAUCAGCAAAUCCGCUCCGACGCCCGACGGCUGUGCCAGUUCCCGCACACCGACCACUCCUCCACCCAGCUGUCCAGCGGCCAGCAGCUCACUGAGUCCUCGUCGCUGCCCCAUCGCUGCCCCAUCACUCCGCCGCCGCCUUCACACAUGUCGCCGGAAACAGACUUCGAUGCGAUCCACGACGCCUGGCGCGCAAUUGCUCAGUCAGGAACGUUGACAGAGGAACAAAGCGCCUGUCUCCUCGGCGCACGGUGUCUGCGGAUUAUCAGCGCAGUACAGGACGCACCUCCCGAGAGUCCAGGUCCCAAGGCGUCCAUGGCAGCGAUCAUCGUUGCGCACAAUCCCUCUUCUGUCGUCAAGCCCGUUGACUCCUCUACGGAACCUAAGACGGUCCCCGAUUCACCUCCAUCGCCCUCGCCAUCCCCACAUCCCGCACAGCCGCGCCCGCCGCCUGAAGCCCUUUCUGCCCAGAAGUCGCACCCCCAAUCAUUACCGACCGAGUCUCGAAAGGUGAAGUUCGCCAUUCCCGCCCGCCCUCCGCCGUCCCCGACGCGUCAGGACAGUGGCGACGCAGCCAGCCGUUUCCGCGAGCGGCUGGCGCGCAACAAGCCUUGAACACGAUUGCUGCAGCAAACGUGUUGUCCCAACGACCAACGGCUACUUGCCUGUAAUAUAGCACCAUCUUCAACCCCUCAUCUGUCUGAUUAACGCAUACACAUGUCACUAUUACAACGCCUGAGCAGUGGAUGCGAGAAAUAACGCCGCCACGGCGCCAUAAUUCAUGUAUUCUCUGCAUAUUAGGACGUCGCUUCC